Molecule: messenger RNA, 1545 nt
Organism: Scheffersomyces coipomensis
Lineage: Eukaryota; Fungi; Ascomycota; Pichiomycetes; Serinales; Debaryomycetaceae
Gene: AAF1
Product: C2H2-type transcription factor AAF1
Exons: 1
Coding region: 1-1545 (514 amino acids)
Source: RefSeq, a predicted model, not a curated record
AUGUCUUCCUACGACAAUAACAAUCCUAAUAAUUCUUAUCAUCAAUUUCCCUUUGCUCAAACCAACACAGCAACUGCUGGGGCUCCUGCAACAGUUCAAGCUCAUGCUUUAAAAGAUGUCAACACUGGAGCCGACCAACCAAGAGUUUAUGCAUCACCAUCAGUUCAAAUUCCUUCAUAUUAUCCUGCCAAUGGUCAAUAUGGAUUUAAUCAAGCCAUGGUUUACGCCGCUCCUCAAGUUAGCGGUAACACUUACGCUGCCCAACAACAACAAAUACAACAAGUCCAACAACAACAACAACAACAGCAACCUCAACAACAACAUCAACAACAACAACAAGCACAACAACAAAACUAUUAUGACCCCAAUAGUAACAAUUAUUAUAUAAUACCUCCAGGUAAUCCAAAUCCAAAUAAUCCAAAUAAUCAAAUUGGGGCUACUAAUAACUUAGGUCAAGUCAAUUAUUAUAGUACUGGAUAUGGUCAAUAUCAUCCUCCACCACAAAUGCAAGUUGCUCCAGGACUUCCUCCAAAACAGCAACAAUCUCAAAGUACUGGUAGCAUACCAACUGUUAGUAGUACUAGUCAACAACAUCAACAAGUCCAACAACAAGCCCAACAACAGCCACAACAAUCACAACAACAACUGCAACAAGUUAGUGUUUCCACUGCCAAUCCUCCUCAAUCAAUUACCAAUAAUGUCAUAUUUCCAAACUUUUGUGAACGUUUACAACAGUUGUUACCUCCACCACCAUUGUCAAGAGCAGAUCCAAGACCUGAACUUGGUCUUAGUCUUUCCAAUAAAAGAGCCAAGAGAAAGUCUAAGUUUUCAAAACAACAAGAUGAUUUAAUUGUUUCACUUAAAAAGAAGGGCAAAUCAUGGGUUGAAAUUGCAGAAAUUUCUCAAGUUGGAUCUUACUUGGCUGCUAGAAAUAGAUAUCAAGUUAUUGUGGGUCAACAAGGAAAUAAUAAUUCUUCAAGUUGGGAUAAUGAAGAUAAAGAACAUUUACAAAGAAUUUUAGAUGCUGGAGAAAUAGAAAAAUGGAGAUUUAUAAGUACAGAAUUAAAUAAAGCAACCAGCAAGAAUUUUACCGAUGUUGAAUGUCGUGAAAUUGUUAGAAUGUUAUUCUGGGCAAAUCCAGGACAAUUUUCUGUUAAUGAAGAUACUAUUAAUGAAUGCAUUAAAGAAAAGAAAUUAGCCGAAAAAUCAGUUGAGCAACGUGAACAACAUGGAAAGAAAAAAUCAGAAGGUGGUGAUAGUAGUUCAGGUAGUUCAUCAUCAUCUAAAAAGAGAAAGUCAUCAAGUGGAUCUGAAAUUAAAAAAGAAGAAAGUAAUAAUGCUAAUAGUAUUAUAGCUACUACUAGUAUUAAUUCAAUUUCAAAUCAAAUCAAUCCUGCACCAGCAACUUCAAAUGUUUAUUACAGUACUCAACCACAAUUAUCCCAUGGUGCAUAUCAAAGAUAUAGUGUAACGCCAAACACAAACAUUAAUAAUAAUGCCAAUCCAGCAGCCAAUCAAUAUAGUUAUCCAAAACACUUUUAUUAA